GUGCUUCUGCCCGGGUGUGUGCGCGCGUGUUUAUUCGCUGGCCCGAGGAAAAGCGCGCGCCUGUGGCAGGAUGUGGAGAGACACUACCAUACACGACCGGAGUGCGACGCCAUGCCGCUAGAGCUCGCGCUUCCGUGCGAAACGCAGAUGUGUAGGUAGGUCACUUACUGAGACGUGGCAAGCGCUUGGCGCCGGGAAAAUGGCAACCGAAAGUUUGUAACAGUUGCGUAUUUAUUAAGUGAGUAAGUGAGAAUACUAGCCGCUCCCUAUUAGUCAAGGUCAGGCGAGGACGCUGCGUAGUUUUCCAAUCAGCCCAAAGUGAUUCAGUCCGCAGUCUCAGGAAGUGCAGGAACAGCGCGCGCGCUCAGUAAUGAGUGGAGAGUAGUUUUCCAGGUAGUGUGCACUUUAAUUAAGUUUAUUCUUUACGUAGUCUGUAUUUAGGCUAAACAUCGUUUUAUAUCGCUUAGUGGAAGUUUAUCUUACGGAUUGUAAAUGAGUGCCACGGUAAAUGGAGCAGCAGCACGAGCCCAGAGUCCGGACCCGACUCCGGACCCGACUCCUUCUCCGUCAGGAACCAAACCGGAGCCACUGGCAGACCUGGAGCCGAGCAGCGAGCCUCCGACUGUCGUCGAAGAUGCCAAAAACACUGGACUUAAAUUCGCCAAGACGUUCCUGCUGGUUUUCCCGGUGUAUGUGUUGGGUUAUCUAGGGUUCAGUUUCAGUUGGAUCCUCAUCUCACUGGCCGUGCUGUUUUGGCUCAGACGGAACCAGGGAGCGAGGAUUUCAGGAGUAAACAAAGCACUGGCCUUUUUCCAGCACAAGGAGACGGCAGUAAAACAGAGUUUUCCAACUUCCGAGCUGCCGCCCUGGGUUCAUUUUCCUGAUGUGGAGAGAGUGGAAUGGCUCAAUAAGACAGUUCAUCAGAUGUGGCCAUAUAUUUGUCAGUUUGUUGACAAGCUCUUCCGUGACACCAUCGAGCCAGCCAUCAAAGGAGCCAAUGCGCACCUCAGCUCUUUCUGCUUCUCCAAGAUUGACAUGGGGGACAAGGCCCUGAGAGUGAAUGGAGUGAAGGUUUACACUGAGAAUGUAGACAAACGACAGAUUAUCAUGGACCUACAAAUCAGCUUUGUUGGGAACACAGAGAUCGAUGUGGAGAUUAAGAAAUACUACUGCCGAGCAGGCAUCAACAGCAUCCAGCUGCAUGGGGUGUUGAGAGUCAUGAUGGAGCCGUUGCUAGGAGACAUGCCUCUGAUUGGAGCACUAUCUGUUUUCUUCCUUAAAAAACCUCUGUUGGAUAUUAACUGGACAGGUCUGACUAACAUACUCGACAUCCCAGGACUGAAUGGACUGUGUGAUGGUGUGAUUGAGGACAUUAUUUGCAGUAACUUGGUGCUUCCCCAGAAAAUCACCAUUCCACUGGUGGGAGAAGCACAACUGGCCCAGUUACGUUUCCCAUUGCCAAAGGGAGUUUUACGGGUUUAUUUUAUGGAAGCCCAGGAUCUGUUGGCUAAAGACACAUAUCUGGGUGGUCUGAUCAAAGGGAAGUCUGAUCCAUACGGGGUCAUAAAGAUUGGCAAUCAGCUCUUCCAGAGCAAGGUCAUCAAGGACUGCCUGAAUCCCAAAUGGUUUGAAGUAUAUGAGGCAUUGGUGUAUGAGCAGCCGGGACAGACUUUGGAAAUUGAGCUGUUUGAUGAAGACCCUGAUGAAGAUGACUUCCUCGGCAGGCUUGUGAUUGACCUGAAUGAGUUUCAGAAGGAGCAGAAAGUUGAUGAGUGGUUUGUGCUGGAGGAGGUGGCAGCAGGAAAACUACACUUAAAGCUAGAGUGGCUCUCACCCCUUGCCACACCAGAGAAGCUGGACCAGGUGUUGGGCAGUAUUAGGGCAGAUAAAGGCCAGGCAAAUGAUGGUCUCUCCUCAGCACUACUCCUUGUACACCUGGACUCAGCCAAGAACCUGCCUAGUGUGUUUGAAGGCAAUCUUUCCAGUGGCUGUCUGAAGGAGCGUCGCUCUGCUGGGUUUGUGUUCUGUGAGAACACAGCUACACUAUACAGGACUCUGUUUUCUGCGAAGAAAGUCACCAGUGAUCCCAGUCCCUGGGUCCAGUUUAAAGUUGGACACACAGUUUUUGAGAGUAAGACACGUUAUAAAACCAAUGAGCCUGUUUGGGAGGAGGCUUUCACAUUCCUAAUACAUAACCCAAGGAAUCAGGACCUAGAAGUGGAGGUAAAGGAUGAGAGGCACGAGUGUACGCUGGGGAAUUUUACUCUCCCUUUGACUCGGCUGCUGCAGGCUGAGCAGAUGACCCUUAGUCAGAGAUUUCCACUGAAGAGUGCAGGACCCAGUGCUACUCUCAAAAUGAAGAUUGCUCUAAGGGUUCUUAGUUUGGAGAAGUUGUCGGUUUCAGACCAGCCGUCAUCUGUGCAGAUUCGCAAUCGAAGUUCCAGUGUCAUUCCAAGUGCAUCAAAUUCCAGUCUUGCUCAAAAUGCCUCAAGCUUGAAGAACACCCCCAAAACCUCAGGUUCUGGUGUCAGCUCCAAGCCUUCUUCACAGCUCCCACUUGUUUCUGAACAUCAGUCUGCCCAUGACCUCCAAGGGUUGAGUGAGUCCGUCUCUACUACCCCAUUAGAGGACUCGCCAGUUCGUCUAGCAGAUAGAGGCAGGAGUACAUCUAACUUGGCAAUUUCAGGCUCUCAGAUGAACCUGAACAACAAAGAGCCAACACCAAGCAUUGCCUCUGACAUCUCCCAUCCAUACGCUUCCCAAGAGCUACAGCACAGACUUAAAGAACUUCAGAAUGGUUCCACUUCUGGUUAUUUUCCCCUGGGAGAGAUUGAGCUGACAGUAAGACACAGCUCCCAACGGAACAAACUUAUAGUAGUGGUACACAGCUGCAGGAAUCUGAUAUCAUUCACAGACAGCGGCUCUGACCCCUAUGUGCGUUUGUAUCUGCUUCCUGAUAAGCGGCGAUCUGGACGUAGAAAAACACACACGAUCAAGAAAAACCUCAACCCAGUCUACGACCAAACAUUUGAGUUCAGUGUGUCACUGGUGGAGUUGCACAGGAGAACUUUGGAUGUAGCAGUGAAAAAUGGAGGAGGACUUCUGUCUAAACACAAGGGUCUUCUGGGCAAGGUGAUGGUGGAUUUGACAUCAGAGGAAAUAUCAAAAGGCUGGACACAAUGGCAUGAACUGAGUGAUGGACUGAGGAAACCAUCUGUUUAAUCAGAACACUCAGUUUCCUUCUGCUGGCCAAAAAUCAGGACUUCCUGCAGGGAAUCCCUGCCCAGACUACAAAUGUCAGCCAUGUUUAAGUGUUUUAAUUUUAGUGGAUGGACAUUAGAAUUAUAAUUUUGUGUGUGUGUGUGUGUGUGUGUGUGUGUGUGUGUGUGUGUGUGUGUGUGUGUGUGUGUGUGUAAAAUAUGUAAAAUGUUCAUUUUAAUCAAGAUCAUUUUUAGUUAGAUUGUUUGCCAAAAGAAUAUAAUGCUUUGGAUAUGAUUUAACAUGCAGCUGCUGAGUUUGCUUUAUGGUCUCAUGGUUUAAUUUGUGCAAUAGUAAGGUGUGUGUGUGUGUGUGUGUGUGUGUGUGUGUGUGUGUGUGUGUGUGAGAGAGAGAGAGAGAGAGAGAGAGAGAGAGAGAGAGAGAGAGAGAGAUUCAGUAAUGGAAAAUGAAAAAAAUUACAAGUCAAAUAAACAUACAGAAUGACAUUUUUACCAGAUGACCCAGGAAGGUGUGUGUAUAUAUAUUCAUGCAUACUGUAAGUGUGUUUAGUCCUAAACUAGUUAUGUUUCUAUACUGUGUACUAGUAUGACAUUUUGCACUUGCGAAUGUGUUUGUUUGGGUUUGGGGAGAGUGAUGGGAAUUUACAUGUUACACAAAGUUGUUUUUUUAAUAGCUACCAUGAUGUAUAUGCUCACUGCUCAUUUGAAAAUACCUUUAGAAAAUACUGUAAGGCUGUAUAGAUGCAAUCCAAAGCAUAGUCUCUCCUGCUGGUUACUGCUGUCCCUUUAAGUCCUCUGAACCGAAUUUGUAGACCGGGCCCACAUUAAAAAAAUUUUGUUUGUUUUUAUCAGUAAGGCGAUUCGUUAGUAAGUAAUAAUGAGUAGAGUGCACUAAUAGUUAAAUGCUGUAUGUUUGUUUAUAUAUGUUUAUAUUUAUAUAUAUAUAAUAUAUAUUUUAUUUAUAUAUAUAUAUUUUAUUUAUAUAUAUAUAUAUAUAUAUAUAUAUAUAUAUAUAUAUAUAUAUAUAUAUAUAUAUAUAUAUAUAUAUAUAUAUACACACACACACAUUUUCUCCAUGUGCCUUAACCCUGCUUGGGUGUAUCAAGUGCAACUGCAUGCACCUGCAAAUUUGUGACAUCACAACACACAUUCAUGUAAUAAAUAUUGUUGCAAGCCAUAUUGUUAACAAUAAUUAAGUAGUCUAUAAAUUAGGCAACACUUGAGCUCAUCAGAUGCAUGGUUUUCCCAUCUCCCAGUAUGUAGGCAAAACAACACUGUGGCCCACCUAAACUGAAAGAUACAAGGUCAGGGGCAGUGCUAUUUUGUCAAUUUCAUGAUAUUGUUUAUACGAACCAAAUAUAUCACUACUCAUGGACUCAUUAGCACAGAAAUUAGCAUUAACAGUUAGUUAGAAAGCUAGAAGCAAAUCACCCAACUUUAGCCAAAUUCUGCAGAGAGGUGGCUCUUACUCUGAAGCAUCAUUGAGAGACAGAGACUCAAUAAACUUAAAACCAUUGUAAA
Messenger RNA from Ictalurus punctatus (channel catfish), 4739 nucleotides. It is a transcript of the gene esyt2a, whose product is annotated as extended synaptotagmin-like protein 2a. Bases 493 to 3222 code for a protein of 909 amino acids. NCBI's taxonomy places the organism in Eukaryota, Metazoa, Chordata, Actinopteri, Siluriformes, Ictaluridae. Gene Ontology annotation, molecular function: lipid binding. The record is from RefSeq and is a predicted model, not a curated record. The transcript has 23 exons. Gene Ontology annotation, biological process: lipid transport.